Molecule: messenger RNA, 1275 nt
Organism: Fusarium vanettenii 77-13-4
Lineage: Eukaryota; Fungi; Ascomycota; Sordariomycetes; Hypocreales; Nectriaceae
Exons: 2
Biological process (GO): protein phosphorylation
Molecular function (GO): protein kinase activity; ATP binding
Source: RefSeq, a predicted model, not a curated record
GACUCGUCCAAGGAACCAGUUUUUGAGCUUGUCAAGGAGAUCGGUACGAACCUAUGGAUCGCGGCCAGACGAGGAGAUACCCGUGGAGAGCAGUUCCUUGCGAGUCCCAGUCCAUUUGCAAUCCAGCAAAGCGAGGGCUUCGACCAAGCUCAGCAGGAAGCCGAGGCAUUGCACAAGCUACUGUCCAAGUACAACCAGGCCUACACUAUCCGCCAACUUCUCAACCACGAGAAUCUAGUUUCGAUUGUCGGUUCUCUCGAGCAUCAGACCUUUACCAAGACCCAGGAACCAGACGAACAAAGCAGUGCUCAGUUUCUUGUCUGGGACUUUUGCGAUGCUGCCAAUCUGACUGCCGUGUUUCAGCAGUAUCCAACUGAUGAUUCGUCUUACUAUCUUCCAGAGUCUCUCUGUUGGCAUGUCCUUCGAUCUUUGACUCGGGCUGUGGCGUAUCUUCACGACGGGAAGCGACUCUACUUUGAUGCCAACCUCUCCCCGGAUGACAUGAGAGAGUGGGUGUCUGUCGACACAGAUUGGUUUCCCAUUCUCCAUCGCCGCAUCGAGCCAGACAAUAUUUACUUCCAGCACCCUCGUGGCACUGAACAAUAUGGUCAGUGUAAGCUGGGAAACUUUAGCAAUGUGGCCGUGACAUGCCAUACUGUCAGCGAUGAAGAACUCUCGUACGAAGACCAGCUCGCCCGUGGGAUGGCGUUGGCUACGCGGGAGGGAACUGUGCCACUCAACCACGCGCGAGGCUUGUUCAAGAUGGACCCGGCAUUGAUCUCGGAGGGAAUUCGUGGCUAUACCCUUGGUGACGAGAUGUGGUCCAUCGGCUCCGUCAUCUUUACCAUGAUGACUGGCUUAGAGGUCAACUACUACUGCAACAUGUGCGGCUGCUCACACGUCUUCUUUUGUAAAAGAGAUGGGUGCCUUGAACAUGAUGCCGCAUAUAAUGGCUGCAGGUGUCUUUUUGGAGGUUGCAAGCACCUGAGCGAGGACGGAUGCCGUGAAGAAAUCACUCGGUGGACUCGUUGCGGACAUAACUGUCAGAAACCCAAGAUCAACGUCCACACUUACAUGGCGCGAGCACGAUACACCAAGAUACUCCGCACCCUCGUCAAGGAUCUGCUUCUGUACGAUCCUCAGCUUGGUCGAAAUCCAUGGGUCAGAGCGGUCGAGUUUGCCCAGGUGGUGGAGGAGGCGUAUCAGGAGUGGAAGAGGGACACGGAGGAGGGGAGGGGCUAUGUUGAUCUCGACGACGACAUGGCUGCGAGAUUC